This is a messenger RNA of Cheilinus undulatus (humphead wrasse), 4476 nucleotides long. It is a transcript of the gene rps6ka1, whose product is annotated as ribosomal protein S6 kinase a, polypeptide 1. Gene Ontology annotation, molecular function: ATP binding; magnesium ion binding; ribosomal protein S6 kinase activity. Bases 612 to 2873 code for a protein of 753 amino acids. The transcript has 23 exons. Gene Ontology annotation, biological process: protein phosphorylation; intracellular signal transduction; positive regulation of DNA-templated transcription. The record is from RefSeq and is a predicted model, not a curated record. NCBI's taxonomy places the organism in Eukaryota, Metazoa, Chordata, Actinopteri, Labriformes, Labridae.
UCGUACUACGGAGCCACACUGAGGUCUCUGCUGGGAAAGCAGGCGGACAGAGAGGAGUGCUCGCUUCUUUCUGCCCGGGGAAAAAUCACAGAUUCACACGGGGGAGGAAGACGGCAGGAGCGGAUAACGGCGUCGAUUUGAAGACAGAAGGGAGCCUGGUUAAUUCCUUCAGGGGGCAUUAGAUUGUGCUCUAACAUCCCGGUUUGGAAGAGCUUUCCUUGCUGUUGGCACAGCUCUCCUGCCUUUACAACCCAGAUUGAGAGAAACCAACACGCGCGUACCUGGACUGAAAAAAGCUUGUUAAGCGUUUUUGUGCGCGUUUUCUGCUGGAUUAUCUCCCCAAACAAACACGCACAAGUGGCAAACCGACGCCGAAGUCAAAACAAGGGAUUACAAUUGUGUCCAAAGCUCGCAGCGUCUGCCAGCCUGCCUGCAUGCGCGUCUUUCCCGUGUGAGCCGGGAGCAAAGUGCUGCUAAAAUCCACUCUACCUGGACUUUGGAGCUUCUUCCUCUUCACUGAGCUGCACUUGACAGGAGGAGCAGCGCAGACACAGAGAAAAUAAAACCACGUUUGAGCAGCUGAGGGGGGAAGAAGUGAGAAUCCUGCGAAAAUGCCUCUUGCACAGAUUGCGGAGCCAUGGCCCACGAUGGAACUAGUGCAGCUGGAGACAGAGAAUGGGCAGAGCACAGCUGAGGACGGAGUCACGCCUGCUGUCAAGCACCAGUCUCAUAUCUCCUGGAUAGAGAAAGAGUUUGCAAAUAUUAGAGCCCAGGACGAUGGAGAAAUCAAGGAGAUCAACAUCACCCACGUAGUCAAAGAGGGCUCAGAGAAGGCCGAUGCCUCUCAGUUUGAACUGCUCAAAGUUUUGGGACAGGGAUCGUUUGGCAAGGUGUUCCUGGUGCGAAAAGUGACGGCUCCUGAUGCCAAUCAACUCUAUGCCAUGAAGGUCCUGAAGAAGGCAACACUCAAAGUGAGGGACCGUGUGAGGACCAAGAUGGAGAGAGACAUCCUGGCUGACGUCAACCACCCGUUUGUCGUCAAACUGCACUAUGCGUUCCAGACUGAAGGAAAGCUGUACUUGAUUCUGGAUUUUCUCAGAGGAGGAGAUCUCUUCACUAGACUCUCCAAAGAGGUGAUGUUCACAGAGGAGGAUGUGAAGUUUUAUCUAGCAGAGCUGGCUCUGGGACUGGACCAUCUCCACAGCCUGGGCAUCAUCUACAGAGACCUCAAACCUGAAAACAUUCUCCUGGAUGAAGAGGGACAUAUCAAACUAACAGAUUUCGGUCUGUGUAAAGAAGCCAUCGAUCAUGAGAAAAAGGCGUAUUCCUUCUGUGGUACGGUGGAGUACAUGGCACCAGAGGUGGUGAACAGACAGGGGCACACCCACAGCGCCGACUGGUGGUCAUUUGGAGUAUUAAUGUUUGAGAUGCUGACUGGAUCACUGCCAUUUCAAGGGAAGGACCGCAAAGAAACUAUGAGCCUGAUUCUGAAAGCUCGGUUAGGGAUGCCUCAGUUCCUGAGUGCAGAAGCUCAGUCCCUGCUCCGAGCUUUAUUCAAGAGGAACCCUGCCAACAGACUGGGAUCUGGAGCUGAUGGUGCAGAGGAGAUCAAACGGCAUGGUUUUUUCUCCACCAUAGACUGGAAUAAACUUUUCAGGAGAGAGGUAAAGCCACCGUUCAGACCAGCAGUGGCCCGUCCUGAUGACACUUUCUACUUUGACUCUGAGUUUACCUCGCGCACGCCUAAAGACUCUCCUGGUGUUCCCCCCAGUGCCGGAGCGCACCAGCUCUUCAGAGGCUUCAGCUUCAUCGCAUCUUCUCUGUUAGAUGAAGAAGGUUCAGUGGAGCCAGUGAAGCCCCCACCACACCCAGUAGUUCAGCAAUUACAUGGGAAAAACCUGCUGUUCAGUGACGGCUACAUACUGAAGGAAGACAUUGGCAUGGGCUCCUUCUCUGUCUGUAAACGAUGCAUCCACAAAACUACCAACACAGAAUAUGCUGUUAAGAUGAUCGAUAAAACCAGUACAGACCCGUCUGAGGAGAUCGAGAUCCUGCUGCGGUACGGACAGCAUCCAAACAUCAUCACCCUGAAGGAUGUGUACGACAACAGUAAGCAGGUGUUCCUGGUGACGGAGCUGAUGCGUGGAGGAGAGCUGCUGGACCGGAUCCUCAAGCAGAAGUUCUUCUCAGAAAGGGAGGCCAGUGCUGUGCUUCACACCAUCACUAAGACUGUAGAGUACCUGCACUCACAGGGGGUGGUGCACAGAGACCUGAAGCCCAGUAACAUCCUCUAUGUCGAUGAAUCAGGGAAUCCAGAGUCCAUCAGGAUCUGUGACUUUGGCUUUGCUAAGCAGCUGCGUGCCAACAAUGGCCUGCUGAUGACUCCGUGCUACACUGCUAACUUUGUAGCUCCUGAGGUGUUGAAGCGUCAGGGUUAUGAUGAAGGUUGUGACAUCUGGAGUCUGGGAGUCCUGCUCUACACCAUGCUGGCUGGUUUUACCCCGUUUGCCAAUGGACCUGAGGACACCCCCAACGAGAUCCUUAACAGGAUAGGCAAUGGUCACUUUAGUCUGACAGGAGGAAACUGGGACACUGUGUCUGAUGCUGCCAAGGAUCUUGUGUCCAAGAUGCUUCAUGUGGACCCCCAUCAGAGACUGACAGCUAAGCAGGUCCUCAAACAUCCCUGGAUCAUCCAGAGAGACAAACUACCCAACAGCCAGCUCCCGCACCAUGACCCCAAACUGGUCAAGGGUGCGAUGGCAGCCACCUACUCUGCUCUGAAAAACUCCCAACCGACCCCAGAAUUGAAACCCAUCGAGAGCUCCUUCCUGGCCCAGAGGCGUGUGAAGAAGCUCCCGUCCACUUCCCUGUAGAGACUCUUAAAACAGCCAAUCAGCUCACUGGAGACUGACCAAAACCGCACCUCCUGGCUCCAACCACCAAGUCAGCUUGCAUCAGGGACUCUGUGCCCACACACCUCUACCAGCCAAGGAACACUGACUGUGGUCCUGCCCCCAUCUCGUGACAUCGCUCUUCCUGCUCUCGCUACUGUGUCAUCCUCCUUUUGGGCUGCUGUUAGCCGAAAAAAAGAAAAUAGAUGGGGGCGAUUUGGGCAGAAUAAAAAAGGGUGCAGGUUUUUGGCAAAUGUAUGUGCGUGAGUGCGUGAGUGUGCAUGACCUGCCUCAGAGUCGAUGCAGCCAUGUUUUCGAUCGACGGUUUUUUCUCCUCAUCACUGCUGUAAUCGGUUGUCAUUCAGCUUGCUGCACGCCUGUCCGUCUGCCUGUUCUCUUGUGUUUUGUCUUCUUUUUGUAAAGUUGAUGAGCUUUAUAUUUCUGGUCGUGCUGCCAAAUGAAACUGUGCCGACAGCACGUAACCAGAGUACUGUCCAACUGCUGUUUAAUGUUUUUGAAAGAGCAUUAUUAAUAUGAAACAUUUCUGCCAUAAAUGCCUCUUUGGCUUGGUACAGCCACAAUAAGUGGAUUCUGGGAAAUGUCACUGCUGAUGUUUUUGUAAAAGUCAAUCUCUGCUUGUUUUGUUUUACACAGAGGGCGUAUGUGUGUGUGUUUGAUGUGUGCGUUAGUUGCAUGCCUUGCAGUGCGUGUGUAGUGUCGUCAGGACGCUGCAGGGUCAUGUGCAUGGUCCGGUGAUGUGAUGAUGUCAUGUGGCUUCCUCGUUUCUCUCCCUCUCUUCUGCUUGGUCAAACCUGCUGGCAACCAUUAAAGAUGUCUCUUAUUUUUAUUUCUACAAAAACUAGUAACAUAGGUGGCUUUCUGUGAAAGAAAACUUGCCCAAAGGAACAAUGUGGCAUGUUAAAAAAAUUCUAUAUUUGCUUUGUUUCUUGUUUUUUUUUCCACUGUGUUUCUUUGAUAAUGCCUAUUGAAUGCUGUUUCCUGUGUUGGCUGCUUUUGUUGUUGACUGUUCUGUUUUUUCUUUUGUCCAAAGAAAGUGGUGAUUUAAGUAGUGAAAGAUAUGCUGAGCACUUCAGUCUGUGAACUCGACGCCCCACAGGUCUGUCCUUCUGCUUUAAAGAAUAAAAGGAGGGAAAGGUGAACUUUUCCUGUAUUAGAGCACUCCAAAAACAGCCUCCCUCCUCUUUAAAGACCCGGUUUAAUCCUACAGAUCUGCCUUCAGUUCAGAGUAACAGUCCUCUGUUAACUCUAUCAUCAUGAUAUUUGAAUUCCCAUCGACUGACCUCUGGGUAGGCUCUGUUCAGUUCAGUGCCUGGGCCUACAGGUGAGGUCUACUAAUGUUAAAACGUGAGGUGCGACAGUCUGUAGAAGUGGAAGGAAGACCUGUGUGGCCAAAUAUAUGAACCAGCUGUCUUACCUCAAAAGGGAUCAAAGUGAUAUUAUAAUUCUUGUUUGGUGGCAAAACUCCAUCCUUUGACUAAAUUUAUGGUAAGAUGUUAUUGUAUGAUAAAGAUGAAGAUUUUUAUAUCUUACAAAUAUUAAAAAUUCAGUUGCUUUGACAAACAGU